GGGCGGGAGGUCGGACGGAGAGCCCGGGCGUUGGCGGUCGCGUCGCUCAAGAUGCUCCCGGUUUUUAAGGAAUUGUUCGAUCAUGUGAUUGUGAGGAGGUCGCACGAGACUCUACAGGUGGAUGGUUGGGUGUUCAAGCUCCACUAUCGGUUCACGGCGGGUCUGCUGGUGGUUUGUUGCCUCCUGGUGGCGGCUCACGAUUGGAUCGGGAAGCCGAUCGAGUGCACGCACGACAAGAGGGACAAGGAGGAGUUCGUGAAUGCGAUCAACACGUACUGCUGGAUUUCGGCCACUUUUACCGUUUUGGAGGGGCAGACCGGGGAGGAUGCCGAUAAAGUGGUUGGGUUGGGUGUCGGGACGAAGAAGUAUCACGCGUAUUAUCAGUGGGUUCUGUUCGUUCUGUUCCUUCAAGCGAUUUUCUUCUAUCUGCCGCAUUUGGUUUGGAAGUCCAUUGAGGGAGGGAAACUGAACUCCAUCGUUCAAGGUCUCCAUCACUUCAAGGUCGAGGAUCGACAUCGAAAGGAGGAGCUCCUGGCCGCGUAUCUCGAGAAGAGCCUUCACACGCAUCGCUUGUGGGCGGGGGGCGUUCUUUCUCUGCGAAUCCCUCAAUUUCGUGCACGUGCUGCUCGAAUUCUUCCUCACGGAUUGUUCCUUCGAUUAGGGCCGGAUUUCCUGGAUGACUCGACGACGCUGAGGAAAACGUUCCCGCUUCUCACCAAGUGCGACUUCCACUAUUACGGGUCGUCAGGGACGAUUCAAAACCUGGACGCGUUGUGCGUGCUGCCCGCGAACGUCGUGAACGAAAAGAUCUUCGUCGCGCUCUGGUUCUGGUUCCUCAUCCUCGCGGUCAUCACGGCGCUGGGCGUUAUAUGCCGCGCUGUCAUCCUCUGGGUGUCCAGUGCUCGCCUCCUCCUCCUUCACGUGCAUGGUUGCGAGAGGAAGACGGUGGAGGAUGUUUGCCGGCGGCUCGACUGGAGCGACUGGUUCCUCCUGCACCAGCUUUUACGGGCUCUCCAUGUGGACGGUUGGAUGUUCAAGCUCCACUAUCGGUUCACGACGAAUCUACUGCUGGUGCUUUGCCUUCUGGCCACGGCUCACGAAUGGGUGGGAAAGUCGAUCGAGUGCACGCACGAUAGGGAGAAAAACAAGGAUUUCGCGAAAGCGGUCAACAAGUACUGCUGGAUUUCUUCAACUUACACCGUUCGGGACGGACAGAUCGGGCAGGAUACCGGGCUGCAUGAUGGCACUAAAAAAUACCACAAGUAUUAUCAAUGGGUUCCCUUUUUUUUGUUCCUUCAGGCGAUUUUUUUCUACCUGCCGCAUCUGGCUUGGAAGUCCUUAGAGGGCGGGAAGCUGAACUCCCUCCUUCAGGAUCUCAAUCACUCCAAGGCCGAGGAUCGACAUCGAGUACUGCAGCGCCUGGUCUCGUAUCUCGCGAAGAGCCUUCACACACAUCGCGUUUGGGCGGGGAAGUUCCUACUCUGCGAAUCCCUCAAUUUUGUGCACGUGUUGGUCGAAUUCUUCCUCACGGAUCGGUUUAUCGAUUACAAGUUCCUUCGGUUAGGGCAGGAUUUCCUGGAUGAUUCGACAAAGCUGAGGAAAAUCUUCCCAAUGGUCGGAAAGUGCGACUUCCAUUAUUAUGGUUCGUCAGGGACGAUUCAAAAACUGGACGCGUUGUGCGUGCUGCAUGGCAACGCCCUUAACGAGAAGAUCUUCGUCAUGCUCUGGUUCUGGUUCCUUUUCCUGGCGGUACUCACGGCUUUGGGCGUUAUGUGCCGUCAGGUUUUGCUGCGAGUGCCCAGCGCGUGCGGCCUCCUUAACGUGCCUGGUUGCGAGAGGAAGAAGGUGGAGGAUGUAUGCCGGCGGUUCGACUGGAGCGACUGGUUCCUCCUGCACCACCUCCUGCUGCACAUGGACGUGCUGGUUCAUCGCGAGUUUUUUCUCGAACUCGAUCGGACUCUCCGUGUGGACGGGUGCGUGUUCAAGCUCCACUAUCGGUUCACGGCGGGUCUGCUGGCGGCGUUUUGCCUCCUGGUGGCGGCUCACGAUUGGUUCGGGAAGCCGAUCGAGUGCACGCACGACAAGAGGGACAAGAAGGAGUUCGUGAAGGCGAUCAACACGUACUGCUGGAUUUCGGCCACUUUUACCGUUUUGGAGGGGCAGACCGGGGAGGAUGCCGAUAAAGUGGUUGGGUUGGGUGUCGGGACGAAGAAGUAUCACGCGUAUUAUCAGUGGGUCCCGUUCGUUUUGUUUCUCCAGGCGAUUUUCUUCUAUCUGCCGCAUCUGGUUUGGAAGUCCUUGGAGAACGGGAAACUGCACAAAAUCGUUCAGGGUCUGAACAAGUCCAACGUGAAGGAUCGGGAUCGAAAGGAGGAGCGCCUGGCCGCGUAUCUCGAGAAGAGCCUUCGCACGCACCGCGUGUGGGCGUGGACGUUCCUGCUCUGCGAAUCCUUCAAUUUCGCGCACGUGCUGCUCGAACUCUUCGUCACGGAUCGGUUUAUCGGUCGCAAGUUUCUUCGGUACGGGUCAGAUUUCCUGGAUGAUUCGACGACGAUGAGGAAAACGUUCCCACUGCUCGGCAAGUGCGACUUCCACCGUUACGGGCCGUCGGGGACGAUUCAAAACCUGGACGCGCUGUGCGUGCUGCCCGCGAACGUCAUCAACGAGAAGAUCUUCGUCGCGCUCUGGUUCUGGUUCAUCAUCCUCGCGGUCAUCACAGCGGCGGGCGUUAUAUGCCGCGCUGUCGUGCUUUGCGUGCCCAGAGCACGCUUCCUCCUCCUUCAGGUGCGCGGUUGCGAGAGGAAGACGGUGGAGGAUGUGUGCCGGCGGCUCGAAUGGAGCGACUGGUUCCUCCUGCGCCAGCUCCUGCAGGUCAUGGACCUGCUGGUUCAUCGCGAGUUUUUUCUCAAACUCGAUCGGGCGCUCAAUCCCGGCAAUCGCGACGGGAUGAUUUACAGCACUAGCUGA
Molecule: messenger RNA, 2967 nt
Organism: Darwinula stevensoni
Lineage: Eukaryota; Metazoa; Arthropoda; Ostracoda; Podocopida; Darwinulidae
Source: the annotation of a GenBank genome assembly